AUGAAUUUUGACGAUUACGCGCGCCAAAUAACCUUAAAAUAUCGCGUAGCCCUCGCAAUUGCUAUAAUAAAAAACAAACCCGAUAAUAUAUCAUUAGAUCAGUACAUAAAUAGAUUAAGAAACCAAAUCGAUGAAAUAGAUAUGGAAUACGAUUCGGAUAUGACAAUAUGCAGUGAUGAUUUUCGAUUCGACGAUGAUAAUGACAAUCACGAAAAUAAAGACCAUUUUAUUGAUGAACAAAAUAUAAACGUUAAUGAUGUUCGAGACAACAUAUUAGAUGUGACUCAGGAAACGAAUAUUAGUAAUAAUAUUCUAGAAGGUUUUGAAUUAGAUAAGUUUGUGCACGAAAAUGACGGUGAUUCGGGAAAUAUUAAUCCGGUUUCACAAGUUUUAAAUCUGUUCAAAGAAGUUGAGUUACCUAAUCAUAAGAAUGUUACAUUCUGCCACGACGACGUACAAAACGAUGAACGCGAAUCCAUCAAUCCGAGCACUGCAAAUUAUAAACAAAUCGAUAUUACAGAAUAUAAUUUAGAUCAAAACCUAACGAUUAACGAUCCUAAUAAAGACACGUAUGACUCUCAGCAAACUCAGUUAUAUAGUUUCCACGGAUUCACCGAUAACUAUACCCAUGUCAGUCAAAGUCAAUCUGAACAAAUGAACAUACCAAAAAAUCAUUUGUUUAAAGUAAAAUUAAAAAGCAAUAUAUCAGAAAAUGGGAACGAAACACAGGAAAAACAAUUUGAAAAUGUUGCUGAAACAGAAUUACCGCACGACGCAAAUUUAAGAGUAAAUAACGAUGAACUAUUUAAUUUAACAAACAAUUGUCAAAGUACUGUUGUAACUAACAAACACACAAUUAUUAAUAACAAUAAUGUUAAUUAUUCUGAUAAUUUAAAUGUAAUCACUGACUUCAAUCAAAGCCUUAAACAAAAAGUAACUGAUACUCAAGAUGUGGUCGUAAUGGACGACGAUGAAGCGGACAACGUAGAUAAUUCUCAAACAGAAAUAGUUUCUUUCAAAGUGAUAGAGGAGUUGAACAGGAUAAAAAUGUUUUUAAAUAAAAAAGACAAAGGUUCAAUAGAUGGUUAUGUCACAGAUUCUGGAUAUAAGAGCGACUCGCAAAGUAGGAGUUCUUUUAAAGGAUCUAUGCACAUACCUGACACGUGGGUCAACCAAUCGGCGCACUGCCUCCUGAAUUUCGUUAAAAGUUGUCCCAUGGUUUUAAGAACAAGAGAAAUCACCAAUGAAAUAUCUUGCGUGUUAGGUCGUCUCAUAGAUAAGUUGCACGAGGACGAGAAAUACCCAUCGUUUCUAGAAGACGUUUUGGAAACAGUGGAGUCUUUACUCCGGGAGGUUCACGAAGAAAAUAACUACGUAGAAGACGUGAUUUUCGAAAAAGACGAUAAAAUCAACCGACUGUUCCUUCUUAAUCGAUCCUACCAUAUAAUAAAAUUUACAAUCGAAAAAAUAACAACUAUAUUAGAAAAUUUCUAUUCCCAAAUCAAAGACGAUUCGUUAUUUGAAAUAAAUAAUACAGCGGAAAUUGAAAAUUUCAAUUACAUAUUUUAUAUACUUGAAAAUUUAUUAAAAAGACAUUCUGUGACUAAGGCAAUGUUGAGUCAAACCAGUACGCAGACUUCACAGGACGAUGAAAAGUUGUUAAAAAGAAGCUCUAUAACUGAUAUAUGGCGAAAAAAAUGGAAUCCCAAUUAUAAACCUGAUGUCCCACAAGUCAGCGUCGAUAAAAAGUGUGUGGAAGUGAAAUGCAGUGAAAUUUUAAACAAAAUAAUUGUACAAGCGAUGGACGGUUAUAGCCUUAUAUCGUACGCCGCGUUACAAUGUUUUAACUUGUUGCAAUCGUAA
This is a messenger RNA of Parnassius mnemosyne (clouded apollo), 1863 nucleotides long. NCBI's taxonomy places the organism in Eukaryota, Metazoa, Arthropoda, Insecta, Lepidoptera, Papilionidae. The record is from the annotation of a GenBank genome assembly.